AUGGGACAGAUCAAGAGAAAGCGCGAUGAGGACGACGACCCAAUCGGGGAGGUGCGACCGGGCGGAGUCGGUGUGGCCGGAAUCCUCUCACGCGUACGAGGCGAAAGUGUCUCUCCCGAGUCCAACGACGCUGCCACCAACGGCUCCGGCGAUAUGACGAGCGAGAAGAAGAAGAAAAAGAAGCGGAUUGACGGUGAACAUGAUAGGAUCAAGUACCCAACAUUGACCUAUGCCGAAGGGAAACUGCAGAAUUCAGUUCGCAUUGCUGAUAUCCAAGGCCUGCUACUGUACUGCUUCUCGGACGGGGUCGCGCCGCAGUGGAUCUCACUCAAGCACUCCAGAAACGUGCGCAAGGUCACUAUUCUCAUGGUCCCAGGAUUGGAGCUCGGCAUGUUUGAUGGGUCCAUCCCGUUGGUGUCCAUCGACCCCAACAGCGACAGUGCAGAGAAGGAGUCCCCCAGCAAGCCAGAGGAAGCAAACGAUACUCCCGAAGAAAGAAAAAACCAAGACUUCGAACGAUGGAAACUCGGACUCCCUCUUGCAGACCGGUCCAACCGCUACGCUCCUCGACCCCUUUCAUCAGACGCCGUUCCCGAAUCUCUUCGUCCGCUGAGCAACAUCUUUCCACACAUCUGGCCGGUCAAGGCCCCCGGUGACAACAAAUACAACAAAGUGCACUCGCCCUUGCAAGCUAUUUUGAUGUCACCGCUUCCCAAGUCCAAGGACAAGGACAGUAAUAGCCGCAAGGGCGCUAGGUCAGCGAACUUCGACAAAAGCAUACAGUUCAAGCGAACCCCAAUUACGGAAUUCAUCGCUUCGCUAGUCGACCUACGAGAUAGCGAAUAUCCUUUGCAUCCGGCUCUCCUGAGUUCAGAGGCAGAGAGGGCUGCUGAGGCCGAGUCGCGCAAACGUCAUAACCGAACCGCCGAAGAUGGUUGGGUUGAUACAAACGUGUCUACUUUAGAAGCGGGCGUCGUACCUGACGCAGAGAUCGAGCAGGGCAGCGUGACAGCCGGACGCAAGGUCUUGUCUCUGGAUUGCGAGAUGUGCUUGACCGAGGGCGGCCAGUCUGAGCUGGCACGCAUCAGUAUGGUUGGAUGGGACGGCGAAGUCGUGCUCGAUGAGCUCGUUAAACCUUCUCGACCCGUGACAGACUACCUCACGCAAUACUCUGGCAUCACUAAAGAGAUGCUGGAUCCGGUGACCACCACACUCGAUGAUAUCCAACAGCGCCUUCUCACUAUCUUGACGCCUCGAUCUAUCCUCAUCGGCCAUUCUCUGAAUUCCGAUCUCAUAGCUCUCAAACUCACACAUCCUUUCAUCGUCGACACCUCCAUUAUCUACCCUCAUCCCCGUGGUCCACCCUUGAAGUGCGGUUUGAAAUGGUUGACUCAAAAGUACACCUCAAAGGAAAUUCAGAAAGGGCAGUCUGGUCACGAUUCGGUCGAGGAUGCUCGAGCUGUGCUUGAGUUGGUGAAGCUCAAGUGCGAAAAAGGUGUACAAUGGGGCACUAGCGACGCAUCUAAUGAGAGUAUUUUCCGCCGUCUGGGACGUUCCAUUCGCCCAGGCAGGGAUGCCACGUCCGGUGAGUACCGCACCGGUGCGGUUGUUGAUUGGGGUAAUCCCGAGCGAGGCUUCGGAUCACAAGCGACUGUCUCAAUUGGGUGCCGUGACGACGAUGAGGUUGUCAAGGGUGUCUCCGCAGCUGUGAAUGGAGAUUCGACCAACAGCUCUAUCCCCGGGGGUGGUGUAGAUUUCACCUGGGCCCGCCUUCGGAACCUCGAACACUUCCGUGGCUGGUGUAAUCGAGCCCCCGACCCUGACAAUGCCAACCAAUCUACCGCCCUUCCUCCCCUGCCAGAGGGAACGCCAUCCACGACCAGUCCGGAUGGCACGACGGCACCCCCGACGGACAAUGCUCUGGCGGACGCGGUCUCCCGAACCGCCUCCGACAUUGCCCGUAUCUACGAGUCACUUCCACCUUGCACCAUAUUCAUCGUUUACUCUGGAACGGGUGACCCCCGUGAGGUGGGUCGCCUGCAAGCAAUGCAUCGGGCGUAUCGCGAGGAAUUUGGCUCACAGAAGCCGUGGGACGAAUUGACUAUCAAGUGGACUGAUACUGAGGAACAAGCCUUGAAGAAGGCAUGCGAGCAAGCUCGUGAGGGCUGCGGCUUUAUGUGCGUCAAAUAG
This is a messenger RNA of Penicillium argentinense, 2190 nucleotides long. Its product is annotated as RNA exonuclease. Gene Ontology annotation, cellular component: nucleus. Gene Ontology annotation, molecular function: exonuclease activity; nucleic acid binding. The transcript has a single exon. The record is from RefSeq and is a predicted model, not a curated record. NCBI's taxonomy places the organism in Eukaryota, Fungi, Ascomycota, Eurotiomycetes, Eurotiales, Aspergillaceae. Bases 1 to 2190 code for a protein of 729 amino acids.